AUGCGUGAAUUAGAAGAAAAAAUCCGACAAGAAGAACGACAAAAAUUUGGAAUUGAACGUGAAUUAAUUCAACAACGUACAUCGAAAGAAAUCAAUGAUUUACAAUCAAAUAUUCAACGAUUACAAACUAUUGAACAACUUUAUAUUAAUCGUAAAAGUGAAGAAGAUUCUUCAAUAAUUCCAUUACAUGAAGAAAUUUCAAAAUUAACAGAAGAAAAUCAAACACUUAAUGCAUCUUUAAAUGAAUCUUUAACAACUAAUGCUAUAUUGCAAAGUGAUUUACAAUCAUUUAAAGCUCAAUUAAAUGAAAGACAAACAAUGCUUUUACAACAAAAACAAUCAUCGUCAAGUAAUUAUCGAGAAAGAGAAUCACUACAAACAAAUGUUCGUCAUCUAGUAGAAGUUAAUAAACUACUUCGUGAUGAAAAUGAUUCAUUACGUGCAACAAUUGAAGCAAAUAAAUUAAAUACUAUGCCUACACAUCUUGUUCCAUCACCAAGACGAUUAUUUUCUACACAAGGUUCAACAUUGGGUUCUUAUUGGAAUGAUUCAAAAUUAGACAGUCCAUCACCAUCAUACGUAACAAAUAUAAAUCGACGUAAACUUGAUUCAUGUGAUCUUGAAUCAGCUGAUGAAAAAGUACCAUUGGUAUCAGUUUCUACUCUUCGCAAUACUAUGAAUGAUAAAAAUGUUAUGAAUGAUAGUGGAUUAUCAUUGACAACAGUACGUGAUGCAACUGAACUUGAAUCUGAUCAUGAAUUAAAUCCGAACCAACAAACACCAACAAU
Molecule: messenger RNA, 788 nt
Organism: Rotaria sordida
Lineage: Eukaryota; Metazoa; Rotifera; Eurotatoria; Philodinida; Philodinidae
Source: the annotation of a GenBank genome assembly